Metschnikowia bicuspidata var. bicuspidata NRRL YB-4993 is the source of this 1083-nucleotide messenger RNA. RefSeq lists its product as uncharacterized. The record is from RefSeq and is a predicted model, not a curated record. NCBI's taxonomy places the organism in Eukaryota, Fungi, Ascomycota, Pichiomycetes, Serinales, Metschnikowiaceae. The transcript has a single exon. Gene Ontology annotation, cellular component: SAGA complex. Bases 61 to 882 code for a protein of 273 amino acids.
CAUAAUCAGCCCCAUCUUGUAGGUGUAAGCUGAUUUUCAAAUUCACGAGCGAGUUGAAUCAUGGCGGCAGAGACUAUGAACGGCUACUGGGAUAUUGUUGUAUCAUCUCUUCAAGAUAUAUGUAAUGCAAAUGACUCUCUUUCUUUCGACGAAUUGAACCGCGAAAACGACGAGCACAAGCUAGACUCUCUUAAUGAGGCCGACCUCGAGAAGCUUAAGGAGGACAUCAACGAUCAUCUUCAGAAUAUUGGUACGGCAAAGCGUAUAAUAUCUACAUCUCAAGAAAAUCUCCAGACACUCAUAUCAGCCGCCGAAAAGAUACAACAACAACAACAACAACAACAACAACAGCAGAAGAUCCAAGCAUCGACCACGGGGAGACCAUCUCGAGGGCUGGUAGGUGGCAAAUUGGGUAGAGGAAAUACUAAAAAGGGAGUUGCUAAUCAGGGUAGGCUGUUUUGGGUGUCUAAGUAUGACUCCGGUGAACCGAUAAUUCUAGGCUCGGGAGUUGCGUACAAGCUAAAAAAUCGUCAUUCGGACGAGUGGAUCCAAUGUGAGGUUACCAAAAUCUUGGCUGACGGUACUAAGUAUGAAAUCAGAGAUCCCGAGCCUGAUGAAAAUAACAAUCCGGGACAAAAGUUCAAAGCAACGUACAAAGAAAUAUUGCCUAUUCCUCUGCGAAGUGAAGCCCCGAAUUUACUAGCAUACUCAUACAACUCAAAAGUUCUUGCUCGGUAUCCCGAGACCACAACGUUCUAUCCUGCAAUAGUCGUUGGUCAUAAGAAAGACGGCACAGUGAGACUCAAGUUCGAUGGGGAAGAGGAGGUCAACAAGGAAACCGAGGUCGAAAGAAGGCUCGUGCUUCCAUUUCCAGAGAGAUAAAUAGUGGUUUAUAUCUAUAUGCUUGGCAGUAUUUUUACUCAAUUUUUACUCAGGGCGAGGGAAAUUCUUUUCGUGUUGUCCAUUGCCGAUGUAGACCAAAUUUCACUUUUGAAAAUAUAGUGACAAGUUUUGUGAGUCAUUGAAGAUGUGAAGCAAAAUUUUGAUUUUUUCAGAUUUAUGAAACCACUAAAAAGAAUUUAA